Molecule: messenger RNA, 699 nt
Organism: Rhipicephalus sanguineus (brown dog tick)
Lineage: Eukaryota; Metazoa; Arthropoda; Arachnida; Ixodida; Ixodidae
Exons: 3
Coding region: 1-699 (232 amino acids)
Source: RefSeq, a predicted model, not a curated record
AUGAAGGGCCUCUCGGAGCGACUCGCUACGGUGCGCGGAGCUAACCAUGCUCUGUACGCGGACGAUAUCACCGUGUGGUGCAUGGGAGGGUCCGACGCCGGGGUAGAGCAGGCCCUUCAAGAGGCACUAGACAUCACAGAGAACUUUCUAGUCGGUUCAGGCCUGAGCCUGUCAUCGGCCAAGUCUGAGUUAUUACUAUACAGACCCACCCGACAAGGGCUGAGGAACCUCACUUCUUUAGAACAGAUUCCCAUAGCUUUACACAGACGGGCUGGGCAGAAAAUACCCAGGGUGGACUCCAUCAGGGUCCUCGGACUCCUGCUAGAGUCCAAGGGGGGCAACUCACGGACUAUAGCCCGCAUCACCUCAAAGACGGAGAACAUGCUUAGGCUCAUACUCAGGGUUUCGAACCGCAGGGACUCGCGUUCCGCAGCUAGGGCUUUCGCCUCUGGCUCGAUCUCGCGUGAGGCAGCGGCCAUCCUCGGCUGUGAGGGAGCUGUCGGGUUUCACACCAUAACAUGGUUCCCGGCCCACAUGGGGGCCAACGUACAUCCCAAUGUCCCCAACGCCAAUGAGUUUGCCCAUGACCGUGCGCGAGGAAAGUCUCUUCCAGUGGAGGAAGCAGUUGAGCUUCCUCCGCGUACAAAAAUUAGACUGUUGCAGGCCGAGAACCCACAUCUGCCGCUCGAGCGCCGUUAG